Messenger RNA from Mesorhabditis belari, 246 nucleotides. The record is from the annotation of a GenBank genome assembly. Lineage: Eukaryota; Metazoa; Nematoda; Chromadorea; Rhabditida; Rhabditidae.
AUGCUCACAAAUUCCAUUCUCAACCUCACAAAUACAAUCAUUUUCUAUCUAGUUGCCAUCUUUUUGAACCUCUUUUUCGGUGAUAACUUGAUGACCAUCUUCUACAAUUCGAUCGAUUUCAAUCAAGCUUUAUUGUUCAAUCUGUUUGCCAGUAUAAUAAGUGUACUAUGUUUUCGAAAACCGAAGGAAAUCGUGAGAUCGAGUGGAUUGAAGGCUGGAACGGUCACUGUGCCGACGGGAUUGUUU